AUGUCGACCAAGAAGGCCCUCAAAGAUAUCCGUGCAAAGCUCUCGGCCAACGACUCGGAGACUGCACUGUAUGACAGCAACCAACUGUUGCGUUCUAUCGGCGACAAGGACCCAGACGCUCCAACAGUUCUUGCAUACCGCGCCCUCGCACUCACCCACCUGGAGCGGACAGAUGAGGCGGAGAAGUCUUACCUCCACGCCCUUGGUCUCGCGCCGGGCCACCCCUUGGCUACGCCAGGUCUGAAGAAGCUCUAUAUCAAGCACAAGCAGUGGGACAAGCUGGGUCAGAUCCUGGAACUGGCGGUCCAGGUCACCUAUGACGAAGGUGACGGAGACAAGCUGUCGGCUGCGCUUCAGGAGCUCGUCGAGCAUCGCCUGCAACAUGGCCCAGAGGACAAGCUGUAUGAUACGCUGCGCCUGCUCGUGCCGUCGUCGCCGCUCGUGCCCAUGAUUCAGGCCACGCCGAUGCCUGUAGGCGGCUACGUGCCGCUGCCUGCGCCGACGUACCCUGUACCACCCAACCAGAAGCCACCCGCCAUCCCGAGACCCCUGCCGCACGUCCAUCACUUGGCAGGCUCGCUCGCGAUUGUCCUCUACGUCUUGCUCCGCACCCAGGCCGAAAUCCACACCGUGACAGAGACCAAAGUCAAGGCCGGGCGCAUGCGUAUCGGCGCAGGCACCGAGCGCGACGUCCGCCGCAAGGUCGACGGCGAGGUGCUCUCUGGUCCCCUCGGAGCCAGCAUGGUCGAUCUCCUCCGCGAUGUGGCGUCCCAUCCCUCGGUCGACGAGGCCGUGCGGCGCGACGUCGAAGUCCAGGAAUUCAAAUACUGGCGCAAGCUGGUCGGCGUUCUCUCUGCCGCCAAGCCCGAGACCAAGGGCAAGCAGUCUGCCACAAAGCAGGCCCCUGCCACAAAGCAGCCUGCGGCCAAGACCAAGACCGACACCCUCUCGGCCAAGGUCGCUGCCAAGAACCCCAAGCUCCCGUCCAAGCCGAGCGAGCCUGCACCAGACAAGGCGGCCGGUACUGCCGUUCCGACGCUGUUCAAAGCGGUCGAAGUGCCACACAUCACCAAGGCUGACGCUCUGGCGCGUGCCAACGGUCUGGCCGACGGCUUUGUCCUUCUCGGUGUUGGUGGUGCCGCCGAGGAGGCCUGGACGUGGGUCAUUGAAGGCCGCAACGAACCCACUAUCAACUAUGACCUCGAGCUCUUGCACAAGUUUGCACACACCUUCCCCACGGCGCACCUCACCGACUUUAUUGACGACUACUGCCGUCUGUUCAAGCUUCCCCUGCCAGAGCCCGAUGAGGAGGAUGCCGACUCGCCGAAUGAGACUGCCGGUUCGGAAGACAAGGUCAAGUACAAGCGUCCUCGCAGGGGCAAGGGCAAUAACCAGCAUGUCAAUGCCCGCGAACGCCGCAGGCAGCGCCGCGCUGCUGCCAAGCAGGAGGGCGAGCUCUCCGAGGACAUUGACGAGGAGGAGCACGACGAGCUCGUUGCCUCCAUGACGAAACUCCUCGAGCGCCUGAACAAGUCUGUGUUUGCCCACCGCGUCAUGGCCCGUGUUGCCAUCCAGGAGGAAGACUGGGCCAACGCCAUCUCGUACUCUGAAAAGGGCCGCAAGCUUACUCGCGAAAUCGAGUCUGAGCGCGGUAUCAAGCUUCCAGUCGUCCACACCUCGCUCGACGAAGCACUCGGCGUGGCUCUGGUCCCUUACUACCCUCCCAAGCACCACCAGCGUGCCUCGCGUCUUCUCACGGGCGUCCUCAAAGACCUCCCUGCCGACUAUGAGGCGCGGUUCAACAUGGGUGUCAUUCUCCAGACGGCCAAUAACUGGGCUGGCGCGCGCGAGCACUUCCAGACCCUCCUCGACCAGGGCGGCGAGGAAAAGGAAAUGGUCGCGGCGCGCGAAGAGCUCGGCUGGUGUCUCGUCAACGAGGGCCAGCUCGCCGAGGGCCGCGAUGUUCUUGAGGCUGUCGUCGAGAUCCGUGACUCGCGCAAGGAGCAAGAGGGCAAGGACGACGAGGCGCCGCAGCGCGCACGCGCGUGGUGGCGCCUCGGCCGCACCGAGUGGAUGAUUGGCGACGACGAGAGCCGCACCAACGCCCAAGAGUGGUUCAUGGCCUCGCUUCGCGCCGACGCGUCGUUUGCGCCCGCUUACACCGCCCUCGGCGUGUGCUACGCCGAGGCCGUCUCCCCGCCCGACACGGAACGCGCCCUCAAGUGCUUCCAAAAGGCGUUUGAGCUCGACGCGACCGAGACUGACGCGGCCCGCCGCCUGGCGUUUGGCUUUGCCGACGACGACGAGUGGGCGCUUGUCCGCGCCAUCGCCACGCGUGUCAUGGAGGGCGAGGGCGGCGUCGAGGGCGUCGCUGGCGGUGAAGUCAUGAACGCUGCCGGCCGCUUUGCGCCAAAGAACGGCUGGGCCUGGAAGGCCCUUGGCUCGACUGAGAUGCACUACAAAAACUACCAAAAGGCGAUCAACGCUUACCAGAUUGCGCUCCGCGCGGAGCCCGAGGAUGCCAGCAUGUGGCGCAUGCUCGGUGACGCGUACGUCAAGUGCGGCCGCCACAUUGCCGGCAUCAAGGCUCUCCAGCACGCCCUCGAGCUCGAGCCCGACAUGUGGAUGGCGCACUACCACCUUGGCGAGGUACACAUCCAGCUGGGCGCGUACGAGACUGCUAUCGAGGCCUACAAGGCCGUCGAGGCGGCCACGCACGGUGCCGAGGUCGGCGUGACGGCCGCACUCGCAGAGGCCACCCUCGCUCUAGGCCGCCAAGCAGCUGCGGGUGGAUUCCACGAGCGCUCGCGCCGUGGUUUCCACGAAGCCAUCGAGUAUGCUGCCCGUGUGCUCCAGUCUGGCCGUGCCCACCGCGCCUGGGCGUGGAAGCUCAUUGGCGACGCUGCACUCGAGCUCGCGGAGCGCGAGGCUGACGCGUCGGAAAUCGAGAGCACGGCCGCGGUCCUCCACCCCGUCCUCGAGCACCUGGUUGCCGACGACGACGACCGCCGUUCGGCCGUCGCAGGUCUGGGCCACGCUUCCAACCUCCUCCAGGCUGCCCCGGGUACGUACCACACGACCAAGGCUGCCAUCUUUGCGCUUGCGUACCGCGCCCACCUGCUCAAGAACGAGAUCCGUGUGGCCGACCGCGCGCUGUACGACCUCGGAUGCGCCCUGCACUCGCUCGCCGUCAAGACUGCCGACGAGACAGAGCGCGCUGCCGCGACCAAGGCGGCCGUGUCUGCCAUCCGCCUGGCGCUCGAGCGCGAUGCCAGCGACGAACGUCUGUGGAACGCCCUCGGCGUGAUCUGCUCCGCUGCCGGCCCCCAGCUCGCGCAGCACGCGUUUGUCGUCUCGCUCGAGUGCUACGCCAAAGACCCCAUCGUCUGGACGAACCUGGGCUACCUGUACCUCCAGCUCAACGACCGCGACCUCGCCAACGAGUGCUUCCUCAAGUCGCAGACCAUGGACCCAGACUAUGCGCGCGCAUGGUUUGGCCAGGGCGUGCUUGCCGCUCGUGACGGACAGCAGGAGCAGGCCGACAGCCUGUUCGCCCAUGCCGUGACGCUGUCGGCGGGCUCGCUCCUCGAGGCCGACCUUGCGCUCGCGCUCGGCGCUCACGCGCGCUCCCUCAACCCCAUGGCUCGCGACACGACCGCCCUGCACCAGCCGGCCUUUGCGCUCAAGCGGUACACCCACUCGCGUCCACGCGAUGCCGCCGCGCAGCACGUGUACGCGCUCGUGUGCGAGCGCCUGGGCCUGGCCGAUAACGCGGUCGCGGCGCUCGAGACGGCCGUCGAGCUCCUCGAGCAGGAGUUUGAGGCGUCAGAGUCGGCCGACACCGAGGCAAACUACACUGUCGCGCUCGCAAACCUCGGCCGUGUCCGCCUCGCCGCUGGCAAGUACACGGAGGCUCUCGAGUCGUAUACCAACUGCGCCGAGCUUGCUGCCGGCAGCGCGGAGCCGCGCGUCGCUGCCCUCGUCGUCCAGGCUCGCCUGGGAUCGGCGCUGGCCCAUUUCUGGCUCCAGGACCUGGACGCGAGCCUCGAGGCGUUCCAGAGUGCCCUGGACGCGAGCAAGAACGACGACGCGCUCACUGACGAGCUGGUCGUGCUCCUUUCCCGCACGCUCUGGGGCGUGGGUGGCGAGGACGCGCGUGACGCUGCCAAGACGCAUCUCAUGGAAUGCCUCGAGCACGAAGAACCGAGCGUCAAGGUCGUUGCCGCGCUGGGUGCCGUGGGCCUCGGGUCCGACGACACCGACCUCGUCGACGCCGCUGUCGCCGAGCUCGAGACUGUGCCGCCACCCCGCAAGCUGUUCCAGGACCCGCACGGCGCCGCCGACCUCGUGCUCUUCGCGCACGCCCUCAUCAAGGGCGACGCCGACGGUGCGCUCGCCGUCUUCGAGGCAGCUGCCACGGCCAACCCGUACGCUGCCGGACCGCGCAACCGCCUCGCCAAGGCGUACGUUGCCGCAGGCAAGAGUGCCGAGGCCGCGGCGCUGCUCGCCGCCGUCCGUGAGCCCCUGGUCGCUGACGCGGCCGAGGCGGAGCGCGUGCGCGGCGUAGCGGCCACCCUCGAGGGCAGCGAGGACACGAGCGCGCUCCAGCGUGCUGUGCUGCUCACGCCAUGGGACGCGGCCAGCUGGGAGGCGCUGGCGUGGGCCAAGCGUGCCGCCGUCGAGGUCGAGGCGGCCGAAUAG
Messenger RNA from Apiotrichum porosum, 4701 nucleotides. RefSeq names its product Superkiller protein 3 (gene SKI3). The transcript is spliced from 9 exons. The coding region runs from base 1 to 4701 and encodes 1566 amino acids. Gene Ontology annotation, molecular function: protein binding. NCBI's taxonomy places the organism in Eukaryota, Fungi, Basidiomycota, Tremellomycetes, Trichosporonales, Trichosporonaceae. Gene Ontology annotation, cellular component: Ski complex. The record is from RefSeq and is a predicted model, not a curated record.